Annulohypoxylon maeteangense is the source of this 870-nucleotide messenger RNA. RefSeq lists its product as uncharacterized. NCBI's taxonomy places the organism in Eukaryota, Fungi, Ascomycota, Sordariomycetes, Xylariales, Hypoxylaceae. Bases 235 to 537 code for a protein of 100 amino acids. The transcript has 4 exons. The record is from RefSeq and is a predicted model, not a curated record.
AAAAACGUUCCACCAACUUUAAUUUUUGAGAACGUGGCGCAUGACGUGGCGUUAGCUUUAGUUCGGUCAACUCCUACAGUCAUCCGGGCAGCCGGGGUCAUUCGAUGUACUGUAAGUGGACAAGUCUCCUUCCUCCGAACUCUCUUAAAGGGACAGAGUUGCCUCAUCUAAGAACCUGGAAGUUAAGAUGGGUGUUAAAUAACUCCUAGAAAUACAUUUUAUUAUUAAGUGACUAUGAAACAAACUUCCUACUUUACCUCUCACCAACCCAGACAGUCUACCAUGCCUACACCAUUUGAUAGACUUGCUAUAAAGUCUAAGCACGCCACAUUAGCCUUCUCCGGGCUCGUCACAGCCGCUCUCGCAUGGUCCAUGUGGGGUGGAAAUCUCUUUCCCGCCCCAGCAGAUCCAACAGGAGAUCCUCAUGAAUGGACGCGGGAAGAAAUGAGAAGAUGGUUGGCAGCUCGCAACCUUUAUCCACACGAACUAGAUUCUCGAGAACAGCUACUCGAAAGAGUCAAGGCGAACAUGCGGUAGCAUAAAUUUAUGUUUCUCGCUCUAGUGGUCAUAUCGACAUACGACGGUAUACCUAUGUGGCUACAUAGGUUCGGUAGCGCCAACAGCUUGGCGAAAGACGGGAGGAAACGCCAGGCUUCACUAUUAGGUUAGGAUGUCCUAGAGGCCUUUGAUGGAUACAUGACGGCUAUAAUUAGGCUUGAGGAAUAUGAAUUUGAAACAUAAUGUACAAAGUACCUAAGCUAUAUGGCUUCCUUCAAGCUCCUUGGCAUAGUUAGACUCAAAAUGACGGCUUGCUGGGCAUUGAUUGCCUAAUUAGCUAUCCUUUAGAAAAUAUAGGAUGGAACUUGCAAG